AUGCAAUUUAGUGGUAACGAUGAAUACAAACAAUCGGAGUUUACCAAUAAAGCAGAAGUAGGCGAUAACGAGUGCGAGAAUGGUGCAAAUUCGCCUCAACCGUCAAUAUCUAAAAAAUCACCACCACCAACACCCACAAGAACACGACGUCAUUCCUUAAUAUCAGAAGAGAAGUAUAAUCUGUUUUCGCCGCCGAAAGUCUACACUCCAAACAAAAUUGUUACCUCUGCAGAUGCUGCCUCACUAACAUCACACAAAGAUAAUUAUAUAAACUAUGAUAGUAGAAAAUUAUAUUAUUCUCAUCCAUAUAAAUAUGACGAAGAAAAGCAACCAAAAAGACAAUUAAGGAGUAGUAAUAGCUUUAAUCACUCUACUAACCAAGCUAUUGAUAUUGCAGAAGUGUUAGCUACGACUGUUUCUUUGGUACAAGACAAUAAUAGGAAAUUAGAUCAACUUUCAGACGAGGUUACAAGUGAACAAAGCAGUGAAAGCAAUAUGGACUCAGAUGACAAUUAUUCAUGGCAAUCUAGCAGGAGGGAGAUUAAAAAGGAAAUUGAUGAAUUGGCUGCUAAAUUAGAGUCGAUGAAAAAAAAAUAUGAGGAGCAAAUCCACUCAAAAAACAGGUUAAUCGAGGAACUCGAGUAUGCGCUAAAGAAGAGCGAGAAAGAUGGUAGAAGAAAACGUACCGAUAUUGAACGCUUGGAAACUAAGAUCGAAGCUCAAAAAAGAGCAUUGGACGAACUGAUUGAGCAGCAAAAUUUGAUCGCUAGAAGUCAAUCUCCUGAUUCUGAACAGGCUGAAGCUUUUCGACUUCUUCAACAAGAAUUAGAUGAAAAUAAUAAAGUUACUGAAGAACUUCAACAAAAGAUUCGA
Messenger RNA from Racocetra fulgida, 873 nucleotides. Lineage: Eukaryota; Fungi; Glomeromycota; Glomeromycetes; Diversisporales; Gigasporaceae. The record is from the annotation of a GenBank genome assembly.